CAGCGUGAAGAUUUAACAGGAAACAGCCGUUCCUGAUGUGACCGAAUCGGUAGUAAGUGGCAACUGAUCCAGCUACGCAAACUUAGUUAUUGCCGUCAACAUGGAAGCCUCUAUCGUGCGUCUGAUUUCGAGAAAGUACUUCGUGAAGUCGGGUGAUCAGAGUGAAUACAAAUAUACUAACGCUUCUAUGAUCUGGAAUCAGGCUAAAGACCUGCAUAAGAGAACGGAGGACCAGAGUUCUGAGAAUCUCAAAUCUGCUCAAGCAUAG
Molecule: messenger RNA, 268 nt
Organism: Botrytis fragariae
Lineage: Eukaryota; Fungi; Ascomycota; Leotiomycetes; Helotiales; Sclerotiniaceae
Exons: 2
Coding region: 101-268 (55 amino acids)
Source: RefSeq, a predicted model, not a curated record